This is a messenger RNA of Helianthus annuus (common sunflower), 3185 nucleotides long. RefSeq lists its product as uncharacterized. The record is from RefSeq and is a predicted model, not a curated record. NCBI's taxonomy places the organism in Eukaryota, Viridiplantae, Streptophyta, Magnoliopsida, Asterales, Asteraceae. The transcript is spliced from 10 exons. The coding region runs from base 308 to 2983 and encodes 891 amino acids.
UUGGGAACAACAACUUUCUUGUAUUAAGUUAUACAUGAAAGCUUAUCUAAAAAUAAAUUUAACUAAUUACAACAAGCCCCAAAAAACCAAAAAAAAAAAAAAAAAUCUAAGUAGGUGGGGAAAUAUACUUAAUACUAUUUCGAUAAGGUAAUUAACAACCAAAAAGCAGUAGGUACCCUUGUGUGGGUCUAUCAUCUUUCUCCCCAAAUCACUGUAAUAAAAACCACAAACCCUAAAACACACACAAAACCCUAAUUUCCCACUCACAAACCCCAAAUUCCAAAAUUCAUUUCUGCAAUUCAACACCAUGAGUGCUCUGAUCACCACAAGGUCUCCGACAUCUUAUCAACUCCGAUUAUCCGGCGUGAAUUGCCGGAAAUACCCUUCGCCGUCGGUGUUUUUACGGAUGCAUGUUCACAAGCUAGAGUAUCAAAUUCAUUGCUUUUCUGGUUCUGUUGAUAAUACGAAUGCGAUUAAACGUCGACGUAGAGGUUUUGAUUGUUCUGUUAAAGCUUUUUCUGGGUGGUCUGGUGAGGAUGAUAAUGGUGCUGAGGUUUUGAAUGAAAAUUCGGAGAAAAAAAGGUGGUCUGGAGGCAUAGUGGGAGCUGCAGUAGCAGGGGUUGUUCUCGUCGGUGGACUCGCCUUCGCAACUUUAUCUAUAAAUAGACGUGCGUCUGGGCCAAAAAAGAACAUGGAAACUUUGACGAAACAUCAGGAAGAGUCAUUGACCUCUGAUCAGAAUGAUAAUGUUGAAGAUGAAGGAACCGAGACAAAAAACGAUAACUAUGUUUCCAACGAAAAAGAAAAUGAAAUUACGAAUGAUAAUGAACCCGACCAUAGUACCGCCAUCGAAGGCAGCGAUGUGACGGACAACGUUUCUGUACAACAGGAGUUACAAGAGGAGUUACCUGAACACAAAUCCAAUGUUGAUGAUGAUCCGGUUGAUGCAUCAAGCAUUGUGAAUCACGAGGACAAUCUUGUUGAUGAGAACCUUGAAUCGAGUAAUAAUAUAUUAGAAGAUGUGCCGGCAGAUGUCAAAGUUGCAGAUUCCGUGGUCACAGACGUAAACUCGAUAAAUCCUGAUACGGGUUCCGACGAGGUAGAUACUGUAAUAAGCGGCUCAGAUCUAUCCAGCUCAUCACCACCCUCGGUUAAUAUACAGAGUGAGCAGGUGAAUGUGAUAUUGGAGCCUACUAGCUCAAAAAACGAAGAUUUUGACAAUAAAGAAACACAAGUGUUCUCAGGGGAGUCAUUAACGUAUACAUAUGAAAAUGAAAAAAAUGAUAUUGAUUUUAAUAAAGAAAUUAAAGAAACGUUUUUUGAGUCGGUGGAUCUCGGAAAGAUUUCUUCUACCGCAAGCAUUCCAGCUCCGUCUGUACUUUCGCCUGCUCUGCAAGCCCUCCCUGGGAAGGUGUUAGUUCCUGCGGUUGUUGAUCAAGUUCAGGGGCAAGCAUUAGCAGCAUUGCAAGUAUUAAAGGUUAUUGAAGGUGAUGUUCAGCCCGGUGACUUGUGCUCACGCCGUGAAUAUGCUCGAUGGUUGGUUUCUGCCAGCAGUGCUCUUUCUAGAAAUACUAUAUCCAAAGUGUACCCUGCAAUGUAUAUCGAGAAUGUUACUGAACUUGCAUUUGAUGAUAUCACACCUGAAGAUCCUGAUUUCUCUUCCAUUCAAGGCUUGGCAGAAGCUGGACUCAUUGCCAGUAAGCUCUCUCAACGUGACAUGAACAUUUCAAAUCAAGACGAUAGCUCUCUGCAUUUUUAUCCCGAAAGCCCUUUAUCUCGACAGGAUCUUGUGAGCUGGAAAAUGUCCCUGGAAAAAAGACUGCUUCCUGUAGCUGACAGAACGAUCCUUCAGCAACUUUCUGGUUUCAUAGACACUGACAAGAUCAAUCCAGAUGCUUGGCCUGCACUCAUAGCAGAUUUAUCAGCAGGCGAAAAUGGAAUCGUAAGCCUUGCUUUUGGUUACACGAGACUAUUUCAGCCCGAUAAACCUGUGACAAAAGCACAAGCUGCUAUUGCGCUUGCAACGGGUGAAGCUUCCGAUAUAGUCAGUGAAGAACUUGCGCGCAUAGAAGCAGAAUCAAUGGCUGAAAAAGCUGUUGCUGCGCAUACCGCUCUUGUUGAUCAAGUACAAAAAGACAUCAACACGUAUUACGAAAACGACCUUCAACUAGAAAGGGAAAAAAUAACUGCUUUAGAGAAACUAGCUGAAGAAACACGGCAGGAAUUGGACCGGUUAAAAGCCGAACAAGAGGAACAAAACGUUAGAAUAAUGAAAGAACGAGCGGCUGUUGAUUCGCAAAUGGAAAUGCUUUCGAAGUUGAGGCGUGAAGCAGAGGAAGAAUUGCAGGGAAUUAUGAGUAAUAAAGUGGAAAUAUCGUAUGAAAAAGAAAGAAUAAAUAAACUUAGGACGGAUGCGGAAAUCGAGAAUCAGGAGAUUGUACGGUUACAAUAUGAAUUAGAAGUCGAGAGGAAAGCUUUAGCAAUGGCCAGAUCUUGGGCAGAAGAUGAGGCCAAAAGAGCAAGAGAGCAAGCGAAAGUUCUAGAAGAUGCUAGAAGCCAAUGGGAGAGUCAGGGCCUUAAGGUAAUUGUGGACAAAGAUCUUCGUGACGAGUCAAUGACUGAGUCAACAUGGGUCAAUGCUCAGAAAACGUUUUCAGUUGAAGAGACCGAGACCCGAGCAGAAACACUGGUUGACCAACUAAAGUCAAUGGCAGCCAAUGUUAAGGGAAAAUCUAAACAGAUCAUUAAUAUGGUGAUCGAAAAGGUACAACUUUUUAUAUCCCAAUUGAAAGAACUGUGUUCAAAGACUGUGAACCAUGUGGGUGCGGUCAAAGAUGGGGUUGUGUUGAAAGUCAACGGGUCAAUGCAAGAUUUGCAGCAGAGUACGGCUGGGUUGAGUUUGGCUGCUAAAGAUGGUGUGAAGCGAGUUGUCGGUGAUUGCAGAGAAGGAGUUGAGAAACUCUCACAGAAGUUCAAGACAUGAGUAUGGUUUUUUUUUUCUUUUUGUAAUUUUGUAAACCUGACUUAUAUUCGCCCGUUUUCGAGAUUGAAUAAUAAUGGGUUUGGAGAUGGUUGCAAAUUGUAUUUUAUGGAGUACCUGUUGUUGGUACAAAAUGUGGGAAUAAACUUAUAGCGUUAAGAUUUGAGGCUAACUCUUCAUUCAUAGUGAAGUAUCUUUUUGUUCC